AUGUUGUUUAGGUACCUUGAUAGGAUCAUCGUGACGGAUUUGCAAGAGGACACGAGAAGCAUCUUUGUCGGAAACACAUGGUUUGCUGUAGAGGAGGGCGAUGGAAAGGUGGAACGAGUUCUUCCUGUGGCCACAGAUGAACAGCUGACAAGAUUCAAAACUCUUUUCUCCUCAAGAACGUCCCGGGACUUCCGUGAUGGGCAUCUGUGGUACUCUGUCAUUGGUAGACCGGUGCAUAGCACCUUCACACGGGUGGAGCGCAUCUCCUGCUGCCUGUCCCUGCUGCUCUGCACCAUGGUCGCCAACAUCAUGUUCUUCGGGAAGGGUGAAACCUACCACCGACCGCCUCCUCUUGAUAUCAUGGGAUUCCAGGUCCAGCUCUCGAUCUCAUGGGCAGAGGUCAUCAUUGGGAUAGAGAGUGCCCUGCUGGUGUUCCCCGUGAACCUGCUGAUCGUGCAGAUCUUCCGCCACUGUGCGCCCAGGUCUCCUCGGGAACAGCGGAGGGUUGGAUCAGGAGGUCGAGGUUCUAAGAAGGCAAGAGGCUGCUUGUUACCGUGGUGGUUCAUUGUCUUUGCCUGGUUCCUGGUCCUUGGCUCCUGUGCGGCCUCGGCGUUUUUCACCAUCCUGUACGGGUUCGAGUACGGGCCUGAUAAGGCAGAGGCGUGGCUUCUCACCUUCCUGACGUCAUUCUUCUUCGACAUCCUCAUCACACAACCCAUCAAAAUCAUCCUCAUCGGACUCUUCAUCGCACUCGUAGUAAAGACGCCUGACGCUGGACUCGACUACGUCCCCCCAACGCCCCUGCAAGAUGACGAGGAACAUCUCAACCCUUUUAUGCAGGUCGUUACAUUUUCAUCAUGUUCCUCGAAUUAAAAUCCUAACUAUGCCUUUUCUAUCACCAUCCUUUUCAUCUAU
Branchiostoma floridae (Florida lancelet) is the source of this 915-nucleotide messenger RNA. RefSeq names its product polycystic kidney disease protein 1-like 2. Gene Ontology annotation, cellular component: membrane. The transcript is spliced from 7 exons. The coding region runs from base 1 to 873 and encodes 290 amino acids. NCBI's taxonomy places the organism in Eukaryota, Metazoa, Chordata, Leptocardii, Amphioxiformes, Branchiostomatidae. The record is from RefSeq and is a predicted model, not a curated record. Gene Ontology annotation, biological process: detection of mechanical stimulus. Gene Ontology annotation, molecular function: calcium channel activity.